UAACAACUUCUUCAUCUAAUCUGAUAAGCUAAAGGAGACUUCUAAGCUGAAUCUUUUUCCAGGAUCCAUCAGAGCAGAACAAAAAAAUGGGAGUGUUCCGAGGUCUUAUGGGCGCAAAGAAGAUCUUUCAAGGUCGAUCAAUGGCAGCUUCGACACCAAAAGGGUUUCUUGCAGUGUACGUUGGAGAAAGCCAGAUGAAAAGAUACAUAGUGCCAGUCUCAUAUUUGAACCAGCCUUCAUUUCAAGCUUUGUUGAGUAAAUCUGAACAAGAGUUUGGGUUUGAUCAUCCAAUGGGCGGCUUGACCAUCCCUUGCCCUGUAGAUACAUUUAUCACCGUCACUUCUCAGCUUCAUUAGAUCCAAUUCACAAGGAUCACAUAUAUGUAACAAUUUUUGAGGUCAUUAAUUAGAUGUAGAAGAUAUUUAGAACCCAGCUGUGUAAUUACUUACAUAGAAGAUAACAUUUAUCGUCUGAUAUUUGCCCCA
Molecule: messenger RNA, 485 nt
Organism: Arabidopsis thaliana (thale cress)
Lineage: Eukaryota; Viridiplantae; Streptophyta; Magnoliopsida; Brassicales; Brassicaceae
Product: SAUR-like auxin-responsive protein family
Exons: 1
Coding region: 87-356 (89 amino acids)
Biological process (GO): response to auxin
Source: RefSeq, marked reviewed